AUGAUAAAUUUGAGAAUUACAUUCAAUAUAAUAAUUUUAUUUAGGAUAAUUUAAUUCAUUUAAACUCUCUUCUUGUAGUUUUCGCUUCUGGUCGUCAAUCUAAAUAUAUUCAAAGGAAGGUUAUCUAAGAUGUUGUUGAAUAAUAAUUGGUUUUUUGAUGAGAAUAUGCAUAAUUCAAUUACAUCGACUUGUAGAAUACCUCAUAUUACAGAUAAAGAAUAAAUUGUAGAAAUAGUUAAGGGAUUAUAAUAUUUUAAUGGGUAGGAUUAAAUGUAAGGUAGUUUUAACUAAUUUGGAAAUAAAUAUUGUAUUUCAGGAUGGAUAAAAAUAGACACUACUCAAAUUCGUCAUUCUUCAAAAAUGCCUGUAAUUCGGAUAACAACUUUUUAAAAUUAUGGUAGUGGCAAGAAUAUUGGUGAUGAAUUGAUAAAAUUAGAGAUUGAGGUAAAUAAAAAUUUUCCAAAUAAAACAAAAUACAUUUUAACUAACAAUUUGUAUGGAUUACCUAAAUAAGGUUUAUAAAGUUAAUAUCCAGAUUUCAAUCCUAUUUUAGAUUUACUUUAUUGUUGUGAUUAUUAUUUAAAUGGUAUUCAGCAAUGGCAUUUCAUAUAAUAUGAGUAUGGUAGAUCUUAAAAACAUGAAAAAAUUUUAAUAUAGAUUAAAUUUUUUAAUGAAUUAGGAUUGCAAUCAAAUUCGAUAGGAACAAAUAAAUAUUAAUCCUCAUUCACAAAUUCUAAAUUUUAUUAUAUUUUUGGAGGAGACUACUUUUCUAGCAACAUGCUUUAGGCUUGGGUGAGUGAUUUUUAAUUCUAAUUUAAUUAUUAAAAUGAUAAACCACUAAUGAACAAUGGUAAUUUAAUAUUUUCAUCAUAUUAGUUUGUUAUUAUUCUUGUGGGACUUGUAAUGGACCUUAAUAAACAAAUUGCUUAUCUUGUAAGCCUGAUUCUAAUAGAGUGUACAUAAUUGAAGAAAAAAAGUGUUAAUGCUUAUUAGGCUACAUCGAUUAUGAUGGAUAAAUACUCUGUGUCAAAUUUGAAAAUCGCUUUCCAACAAUUUCAUAAGAGAUUGUGAUGAAUUCAGUCAAUUAAUCUUGUUAAUAUGGAUAUUUUUCCAAAACACCACAAAGGAUUUAAACUUUUUAACUUAAAAAUAAUUUAGUUUAAAAUAAUUUAACAUCGACAAAUUUAUCAGAAAUAAAUGAAUGUAUAAAAUGGUAUAAUCUAUUUUAUCUCUAGCCCUUAAGACAAUGAUAAUGAUUUAUUAUGUAUAGAUUGCUUGUAAUUUCCAAUAACUUGGUCUUAAAAACCCAUCUGCACAAAGGAUUUAAUAAAUCAUGGAUAAACAUCUGAUAGUGCUUUUUAACUAAUAUCCAGAAGCUUAAGAGAUUAUGAUUUUUAUUUCAUUGAUGAUGAAAAUUAAUUGAAACUCUAAUUAGGGUAUUUGGACUAUUGUGAUCCAGAUCGAAAAGAAGAAAAAUGUGUUUUAUCUCGAGAAAAAAAUAACGGUUAAUAUCAUUAUGUUAAUUGUAAACCUAAUUAUUACAUACUCAAUAAUGAUUGCGAAGAAAUAAAUCUAAAUUGCUUAGAAGCCUAAGACAAUGGUGAUUGUAAAAUUUGCUUAGAUAAUAUGUACCCAGUUCAAAAUAAAUGCUAUAAUUGUCCUAUUGAUUGUUAAACUUGUGAAUUCAACAAAUUAGAUAAAGAGGUUUAAUGUACUUCUUGCUAUGAUAGAUAUGCUUUAAAGAAUAAAUAAUGUUAAUUAUGCGGUUCAUAUUGUAAAAUAUGUCAAAAUUAUUAUGAUAACAAUCUAAAGUAUUCAUACCUUAAAUGUUUGAAAUGCAUUGAUAAUACUAAAUACUUUUUAUCUUUUGAUGGAGUCAGUUGUUAGGAGAAUUUAAUUGAAAAUUGCUUAUAUGCGUUUUAAUAUUUAAAAUCAAAUUCAUAAAUCAACACACUUGAUUAAUACUUUGAAGUACAGUUGGAUUAAGAAAAUAUUGUUACAACUUGUGCCAGAUGUGUGAGUAAUUCUAUACUAGUGAUAUCCUUACAAUUAUGCUUAUUUGUUGAUAAUAAUGUAUGUUUAUUUGGAUAUUCUUAAUCAUUAGUUUAGUGCGACUUAUAAUUAAAUAAUCUUGCCUAUUCAAAAGCAACUGGAAAUGUAUGUACUACUUAAUAAAUUUGUUUAAUUACUACUUCAACAGUUUCUGAUGAGGUUUAAUUUACUGAAUCAUGCUCUGAAUUUUCGUCCAUUCACUAAUGUGAAACAUGCUUAUAAGGAAAAUUUUCAGUAUCACAAUAAUAAUAGAUUUAUAUAUGUUUGAAUUGUUAAGAUGGAUAUUAUUUAGACAAUAUAAUAAGUAAAUGUUUUUUGUGUCCAUCUGAUUUGAAAUGUUAAUCAUGUUAUUAAUAACACAAAGCAUCUUAAGAUAAUUGGAAAAUAGACAUAAGAGCAUAUUAUAAAGUAUUUAUUGAAAAAGAUGAUGAACAUCCUUAUUCUUAAUAUGGUUAAAGCUCAAAUAAAGAAGAUUAUGAAAUAAAAUGCAGUCAAUGUGUUUUUGGGUAUGAACUAAUUAAUAAUCAAUGCAUUUAAUCAUGUUCUGAUAGGUGUUUGAGAUGUUAACUCAUAAAUGGGUAAAAUAUUUGUUUAAAAUGUAAACUUGGAUAAUAUGGUAGGAAAUUAACUUUAAUGAAUAAUGAAUGCAUUGAGUGCUCAUCAAAUUGUGCUUUAUGUCGAGUAAGAUCAAAUGAAGAAAUUAAAAAAAUUAAUCCUUUAUUUGAUAAUCCAAAAUAUAUUACAUAUGCUCAUUAAUGUCUCAAGAGUUAUACAGAUAAUGGAUAUACUUAUGAUUAAUAAUUAGGAAUGUUCGUAAAUUGUUUGGGUUAAGAUUUAGGAUGUUUUUUAUAGUAUAGUGUUAAUUUAAAUUUAUAUUGUUCUUCUUAAGAGUAUCAUAAUGAUAGAGAUGCUAUUUUUGAUUCUUUCUAAAGAUAACGUUUUUCACUUGAAAAUAUUUUAAUUGAUGAUUUGAUAUCUGGCUCAAGCUUUAGAGAAGUAAAGUUUAAUAUAAUUUAGUAUGAAAACGAUUUGUUUUACUUUUAAGCUAAUGAGAAAUAAAUAAAAUCUAUAAGAAUAAUAAUUCAAAGUAAAAUAAAUUAAAAAUGCAUGAUUCCAGAUCGAUCAAAGAUUUAAUAAGUCUUUAGUGAACACAUAUUUUCGGCUAUGUAUAUUUUCCCCUUAUUAAUAGCAAUGUUGAAUUAGAGUUAAACUUUCUUUAUGAAAUACAAUUUGUAUAUGAAAGGAUAUUGUAAUUUUUGAAUUUCAAUUCCAUUAAAAUAAGCAACCUAAAAUUAAUUCCAUAAUCUAGUGAUAAACUAAAAGAAAUAAUUUUCACAAGUUGUUUUCCUCUUAACAUAGAGUUAAAUAAUAUCUAAUUCUCUUCAGAUAAAUUAAUGACUCAAUCAUAAAUAAUAUUUCUGAAUGUUUCAUCACUAACUAUAAAUAAAUUCAUAAUUAGCGAUCUUAUUCUUGAAAAAAGUGAAGCUUUCAUAAUAAUUGCUUAAACUGAAUUUUAAAAGAUAAUUUAGAUAAAUGAUUUUUAAUUUUUGAAUUCCAAACUUAAUGGAAUAAACCUUUUACAUCUUGAAUUAGANGGGAAUUAAUCACACCUUUCUUUUAUACUAGCUUCUUCUUUUUAAUUUACUUUAUUGCCUUCAAAAUUGGAUAUGCUAUUUUCAAUAAAAGUGUCAUAACAACUACACUCAUUUAUAUCUACAUCUAUUUAUAACCAACAUUAAUUGGUGGAUUGA
This is a messenger RNA of Paramecium pentaurelia, 3803 nucleotides long. The record is from the annotation of a GenBank genome assembly. NCBI's taxonomy places the organism in Eukaryota, Ciliophora, Oligohymenophorea, Peniculida, Parameciidae.